Messenger RNA from Acinonyx jubatus (cheetah), 10799 nucleotides. RefSeq names its product angiomotin like 1 (gene AMOTL1). The coding region runs from base 208 to 3165 and encodes 985 amino acids. The record is from RefSeq and is a predicted model, not a curated record. NCBI's taxonomy places the organism in Eukaryota, Metazoa, Chordata, Mammalia, Carnivora, Felidae. The transcript has 15 exons. Gene Ontology annotation, cellular component: bicellular tight junction; cytoplasmic vesicle; plasma membrane. Gene Ontology annotation, biological process: angiogenesis; hippo signaling; actin cytoskeleton organization.
ACUUGGCUCAGCCAGGGAGCACUCGUCGCUCUUUUAAACUCCACGGCACCAGGGAUGAAGUCACCUUUCUUCUUUUAAAACCAACAGAUUUGCCCUGUAAGUCCCUGUCGCUUCUGUUAGGACUUGGUGUUUUUUUCUACUGCCGGUCGCCGGGACCUUCUCUCAGGAGAUUCCAAGAGCUGCACAUACAGAAGAGCUGUUGGAAACAUGGACCUCGGUGAAAAAUGGCCCUUGGAGGAAGGAACCUGGUUGUCUCAUGCUGGAAUUCAUCACUUUGCCAACACCAGAGGGGACAGUGAGUUUGUGGAAGCCUCUCCCGAGCCCUACAGCCCGGAGGAGUUAGGACCCUCUCCUGUUUGUUACCGCUCCGGUAGUCCCACCCCGAUUCUAGAAGACCCCAACUACUUUUUCCCAGAUUUCCAGCUCUAUUCGGGGAGGCGCGAGGCAUCUGCUUUGACGGUGGAGGCAAAAGGUGGCAUCAGGGAAAAAGUUGUUGAGGAUCCUCUGUGCAACUUCCACUCCCCAAACUUCCUGAGGAUCUCAGAGGUGGAAAUGAGAGGUUCCGAGGAUGCGGCAGCUGGAACAGUGUUGCAGCGGCUGAUCCAGGAACAACUGCGGUAUGGUACCCCGACCGAGAACAUGAACUUGCUGGCCAUUCAGCACCAGGCCACAGGGAGUGCAGGACCAGCCCACCCUCCAAACAACUUUUCUUCCACGGAAAACCUCACCCAAGAAGACCCACAAAUGGUCUACCAGUCGGCACGCCAGGAACCGCAGGGUCAAGAACACCAGGUGGACAACACGGUGAUGGAGAAGCAGGUGCGGCCCACACAGCCUCAGCAGAACAAUGAGGAGCUGCCCACUUACGAGGAGGCCAAGGCCCAGUCCCAGUUCUUCAGAGGGCAGCAGCAGCAGCAGCAGCAGCAGCAGCAGCAGCAGCAGGGGGCUAUCGGCCAUGGCUACUACAUGGCUGGGGGCACCAGUCAGAAGGCCCGGACUGAGGGGAGGCCCACGGUGAACCGCGCCAACAGCGGGCAGGCACAUAAGGACGAGGCGCUCAAAGAGCUUAAGCAGGGCCACGUCCGCUCACUCAGUGAGAGAAUCAUGCAGCUGUCCCUGGAGAGGACCGGAGCUAAGCAGCACCUCCCUGGCUCAGGGAGCGGAAAGGGGUUCAAGGCGGGAGGGGGCCCCUCCCCCGCCCAGCCCGCAGGCAAAGCGCUGGACCCCCGGGGUCCUCCGCCUGAGUACCCCUACAAGACCAAGCAGCUGAUGUCCCCGGUCAGCAAGACCCAGGAGCAUGGACUUUUCUACAGUGACCAGCACCCGGGGAUGCUCCACGAGAUGGUCAAGCCAUACCCUGCUCCUCAGCCUGCAAGAACAGAGGUGGCCGUGCUGAGGUACCAGCCGCCCCCGGAGUACGGGGUCACGAGCCGCCCCUGCCAGCUCCCUUUCCCGUCGACAGUGCAGCCGCACAGCCCGAUGUCCUCCCAGAACCCCUCCGCUGGUGGGCCGCUGCACUCCGUGUCCGUGCCGCUCGCGCUGCCCAUGACCCUGGCGGCCCCGCAGCCCCCGCCCGCCGCCUCCCCCAGCCAGCAGCUCGGGCCGGACGCGUUCGCCAUCGUGGAGCGAGCCCAGCAGAUGGUGGAGAUCCUGACCGAGGAGAACCGUGUGCUGCACCAGGAGCUUCAGGGUUACUACGACAAUGCCGACAAGCUCCAUAAGUUUGAAAAAGAGCUUCAGAGGAUUUCAGAAGCCUAUGAGAGCCUGGUCAAGUCUACUACCAAGCGAGAAUCGCUGGACAAGGCAAUGCGAAACAAACUGGAAGGCGAGAUCCGAAGACUUCAUGAUUUCAACAGAGACCUGCGAGAUCGACUGGAGACCGCCAAUAGGCAACUGUCCAGCAGGGACUACGACGGGCACGAAGACAGAGCCGCAGAGGGGCUUUAUGCUUCCCAGAACAAAGAAUUCUUGAAGGAGAAGGAGAAGUUGGAAAUGGAGUUAGCAGCAGUGCGGACCGCGAGUGAGGACCACCGGAGACACAUCGAGAUCCUGGACCAGGCUCUGAGCAACGCCCAGGCCAGGGUCAUCAAGCUGGAGGAGGAGCUACGAGAGAAGCAAGCCUAUGUGGAGAAGGUUGAGAAGCUCCAGCAGGCCCUGAGCCAGCUGCAGUCUGCGUGUGAGAAGCGAGAGCAGAUGGAGCGGAGACUGCGGACCUGGCUGGAGAGAGAGCUGGAUGCGCUGAGAACGCAGCAGAAACAUGGGAACGGCCAGCCAGCCAGCGUGCCGGAGUAUAAUGCCCCAGCCCUCAUGGAACUUGUGAGGGAGAAGGAGGAGCGGAUCCUGGCCCUGGAGGCCGACAUGACCAAGUGGGAACAGAAGUAUCUGGAGGAGAGUACCAUCCGCCACUUCGCCAUGAAUGCCGCAGCCACUGCCGCAGCUGAGAGGGACACCACGAUCAUCAACCACUCGAGGAACGGCAGCUACGGCGAGAGCUCGCUGGAGGUGCACAUCUGGCAGGAGGAGGAGGACGUGGCACAGGCCACCAGGAGGUGUCAGGACAUGGAGUACACUAUUAAAAAUCUCCAUGCCAAAAUCAUAGAGAAGGACGCCAUGAUUAAGGUCCUUCAGCAGCGAUCCCGUAAAGAUGCCGGGAAGACGGACUCCUCGAGCCUGCGGCCUGCCCGCUCCGUGCCGUCCAUUGCUGCGGCCACUGGGAUACACUCCCGCCAGACUUCCCUCACCAGCGGCCAGUUGGCCGAGGAGAAGAAGGAGGAGAAGACCUGGAAGGGGAGCAUAGGGUUGCUGCUGGGGAAGGACCACCCAGAGCACACUUCAACGGCCUCCACCACGGCGCUGUCCCCCGCAGCCUCCACCGCCUCGGCCAGCAGCGCCCAUGCUAAGACGGGCAGCAAGGACAGCAGCACCCAGACGGACAAGAGCGCCGAACUCUUCUGGCCCAGCAUGGCCUCUCUGCCCAACCGUGGCAGGCUGAGCAUCACCCCUUCCAACAGCCCGGUCCUGAAACACCCGGUGGCCAAAGCACCUGCAGAGAAACCAGAGAACCCUCCUGGCCACGGGAAGUCCCCCGACCACAAAGGCCGCGUCAGCAGCUUGCUCCACAAGCCCGAGUUCCCUGACGGAGAGAUGAUGGAAGUCCUCAUCUAACACUGGCGUCCCCGCAGAAUUCUGUAGUGGGACCUUGACGAAUGAGGAACGUGGCCGAGAGGGAGGAGACAGAUCAAGAAAGUUGUGGAUGGGAAACCAGGAAUGAGUUGAACUGAUAAAGAUUUUAAAUUUAGUGAGGACGCUUUUUAUAAAUGUUAAAAAAAAAAAUUCAGAAGACCUACGUGAAGACACUCGUAUGGAUUUGUAUUGCCUAUGGUGGGAGAGAGAAGACACGUGUAGGUCUGGAAACAAGGAAGUCACAGGAAGUGGGAUUUUCAUUGUAUAGAAAAUGUAUCUCUUGGGGGGGGGGGGUCUGUGUUCACCUGCUCUUUGGUUAUAAACAUAUAAACCUGAACGUGGAUCUUCCUUGAAACAGCCCCAUUCUCCUUGCCUCUUAGCAUGUUUGUUUUUAUUAAGAAGAACCUCCUAGAAGUCUCAGAGAGCCCAUCUCGGCAUAAUGUAACAUCACCUGCGCCAUCCAGGGUGUCCUGUGAAUGUGUGUGGGUGUGGCAGUGAGAAGAAGUGUCCUUGGGUGAAGGGAAUUAAGAAGGCGGUUCUCACCUAACUAUCUGCUUGGUUUGGGUUUUCAGGAGAUUCUGGGGCUUCUUAGCUUUUCUGGAUUCUGUUUUGUAAAAAUACAAAACAGGAUGGGAGCAUUAUGAUUUUGGUGCUCAAACUCCCUAACUGCUCUGAGUUCAUCUCUUCCUCUGCUUCAUUCUCUUUCACUUUACUCUUCUUUUCAUUCAUUUUUUUUUUUUUCUUGUUAAUAAGACACAGCAGAAUUCCUUAGGUCUGGGAUUUACGAGAACAGCGUCAUGAUCUCUGUUUAAUAGUGACCAGUGGGACAGAGCCGUAUGCUGGCUGCCUGGCUGCUUUCUCCACUCUGGAGUCUUUGGGCUGCAGCCCUUAAUCUCACUGUGACUGUGAACUAGGUAAGUUUUGAUGAGCCGCAAGAUCCCAUGGUCCUUGUGACACAUCACAUUCAGCUCGAGGCCCUGGCUUUUCUCUCUCACAUCAGCUCCCUUGCAUAGACCUUGCCGUCUCCACCCCAUUGCUCUGUUGGGCUAAGACUUUUCAGGACUGCCCUCCAGGAAAUGGAGGACUCUUGACUUGGUGGCAUCCAGAGUCUCACCAGGCAGCUUGUCCCACUUUCUAGAAUUUGUGGCUCGUGCACAUACUCCCCAUCGUCUCCACCCUCUCGCACCCUUCUGGUUGCUGUUGACGAGCACGUAGAUUUCCGUGGUGACACGUCAGUGAAAACAUGGAAGACGUUCUCUGUCGUGAGCUUGCUUUGUAACCUAACCGGCCAGUAUAUCUACGGUGCGGGCACGUUUUCCGAGGCUUCCUUCUGGGACAAGUUGACCAAAGUAAGACAGAAGCACCAUGUUGAAGAGCCGGGAGUGGGCAAGGUGGUGAGCCUCUGACCCCUGUGUGUGGUGGCAUGUCUGACACAUCUAAGAGGUGCUGGGCAGGAAAGACGAGAAGCUGAUCAGGUUGUCAGAUGCUCUUGCGGGGUCCUGAUAUUUUUCUCCCUCCAGAUCAGCUGGAUCCUUGUAUCCCAGGUCCUUCCCCUUGUGCUCGCUUAAGGGAAGGAAGAAAAAGGGCAUGGGUCUGAGGCUUUCUCAAGUCCCACCUGAACGGAGCCCUGAAGACCACACUGCUCAGGGAGUUUUGCUUGGCUGGCUUAUUUUAGAGCUGGUCUUUCAAGUGCAAGGUGGGUGGUGUCGUAGCCUCCCCAGAUUGAAAUGGCGGAAGGAGGACCCGGGUGCAGACUGGAGAGGCGGAGGGAGGAAAUCUGUGGCCUCGGCCAGAGGGGGCGUAGUGAGUGUGACAUUGCAGCACUGACUCUUCCUGAGCUCUGCUCUGUGCUGGGCUCUGGGCACUGGGUGCUUCCUGCCUCUUGCCUCCUCCUCCUCCUCGAGUCCCGUCCGCCCCGGGAAGCCAGAGUGGUUCUGGGGGCCGAGCAGCCUGCCUAAUGCCCCGGGCUUGUGCAAGUGUGGAUGCGGGCGGGGAUGGGGCACAGGAGGCACCGUCCCAAUCUUUGCUCCCCAUCACUUUUUACCGGUGGUGAAGCUUAGGUGAUUGCAGCUGUUUCUCUUAAGGAUAUUUUGAGCCCCGAUGAAUGUUGGGAACGGACUGGGCAUGAAAGAGUCUGGAGAUAAGAGGGCGAGUCUUCUCUGCCAGCCUCCACUACCCACACCUGGGCGACCCCAAACUUGGGCUGUCUCCCCUAGACAUGGGUAAAAGCGAGAGCCACAGCCCCAGUCUCCCCAAGCCCCAUCUUUCUGUUGCAACACACCCUUUGGCACCUGCGGGCACCAGUCUCGCUUGCCCAGAUCCAGAGUGUUAAUUGUCUAAUACAAACGCAAACAACAUCACUGGUUUUUUUUCAGCGUGCUGUGGUCUCCGUCAGUCUUAUUUCUUCCAACUCGCUAAGACUCCUCCGUAAGAAAAGGAGUCUCUAGCUUUCAGAUGUGGGGCUUUUUUCUUUUCUGGGAGAUUUCCUGCCCCAUCAGGGCCCCCUGAUGCUGGCUUUUUAUGUUUGCAGCUUUCUCGAAGCCUUGCUUGCACAUAGGAGAAAGGGAUUGCAAAUACUGAGCCCCUGCUCUGCGUUCUGCAGUUUACCAUCUUUUAUCUCAUUUGAUUUUCAGAAAAAUAAUGCCAGCUCUGUUUUUUAGUGCUGACUAUAUGCAGGCAGGGUGGUAAGUACCUUUUAACGAGUCUCUGAGCCACCCGGAGAGCCAAAGCUAGUUUCUCCUUAUUUCACAGAGGAGGAAACCAGGGCUCAGGGAGGUUCAGUCCCUCCCCAAAGCCUCACAGUAGUGGCGUCUGAACCAAAGGCCUGAGAGAGGAGCUGUGCUCCAUCACAGGCUGGACUGGGAGUUUUGCUUGGCUGGGUGGCAGCCAUCUUUCAUGUCGCGCCUUGGCCCGCUCUGCCUCGUCUGUGAUGUGCGCGUGCACACACACACACACACACACGCACACACGCACCCCUACACCUGCCACACCUCUUGGGAGCUAAGAAAUAGGACUAGAAGCUCAGAACUCCUAGAAUUGCCCAUAAACACGAGGUACAGAGGGAAGCCUUCAUGUUCUAUCCCAUGCAAGUUUACAAAAUCCAUCUAAAAACGCUUGGCACGUUGUCCAGCGGCCUGGACUUCCCAGUGGUGUCUGAUUAUGGAACUCACGAGUCCUGUCCCGGGGGAGGGUAAAGGCUUUGGCUUUGUGUGAAGACAUGCCAGAGUAAUUCUGCUUCCUCCUGGAAUGGGUUGUCUAGCGGUUUCUGCGUGCUGACCAGGGUAUCAUAUGGAAGAGGUGUUGCUGGGAAUCCAGCAACUCAUUUCAGAGCAAGUGCAUUAGUAUUUUCUUCCCUUGGCUUUUCUUCUGCCUCCCAGAGAUUGGUUGCCAGUGACUGUUGAAUUUGGCCCGUUCCAGGCAGACCUGCAGGACAAGGCUGCCGCGUCUCACGCAGGGCUUUGGUCAGAGGGCAGAGAGCGGUGGGGCCGUUCUCUCUUCAGUCCUUCAGGGUAGCUCUUGGGAACGCAUCGGGCACUUGACUGCACAGGGCUCGGGUCGGAUACCGAGAAAAAGCGUGUUUUCCAAAACCAAAGUCCUGCUCCAGUCUGCACUUGGAGUCGGGGGAGCAUGCUUCUGUGUGCUGCUGCAAAUGAACUUGUACUCCUGAGCGAAGGAGUUCCGUGGCCGUGGUAAGUGGGAACCUGCAGAUAUUCCUAAAUGGUAAAGCCAUCGCCAAGCCAGAGAGUAUCCAGCCCACAGUUGGCUUCCUCAAGCCAGAGGCAGCCAUGGUAGAUGCUUUAUAAAUAUUGCUUUUCUUUUCUUCUUUCUUGCUAAUUAAUCGAUGUGUUUAAAAUGUCUUUAUUCAAUGUGAGGUUCGUUUAAUCAGCUUGCCUCUGAUGCGUGGCUCCGUAGGAGAUGGGUGGAGUCAUUAAGAAGCUUCCAGAAGCUGACCAACUGGGAGCAUGUAAAGGUCAGCAUUUCAGUAAACGGAUUUCUUCUGGAACUAAUGAGCAACUUUCGCUCUUCCUUUCAAGUAGUGUAUCCUUUUCUUAGUAAUUUAAUGAUAUAUGAAGACCUGUGUAUAUGUCAGUGCGAACAUAUGAGGUAUGAGCACAAGGUUGUGCUCGGGUUUCCUUUCUUAAAAUCCGGAAGAUUCAAAUGUUUCAUGUCACCCCUUCCUCAAACGGUGACCCUGUGGGGGACUGUACCUGUCACCGCCCCACUGCUCGAGUGGGAACAGUUUGCGAACGCCUCUGUUAGAACGGCCUUUGGGGCCUAGCACGUUCCUUUAAUUAUCCUUCCAGAGGAGAAAUCUUCAUUCUUUGAGGAUGGAUUUAAGUGUGGAAAUAAUCCCAGUUGAAUAAAUAAAGAUGGGUGAUUAAGGCCACAGCAUUUAAAAAGGAAAUCCCAAAAAUGUUCCUUGGAAUGAGUCUUUGGACUCCUAGUGCCUCUCCAAGUGGCCUCUUCUGAGGAGGACGGUAGUCAUCAGUACGUGUAACUUCUGGUGGGUUUGCUUUUAAAAAUCUUUUCUCUUGCCAUGCCUUGUUAUGCGUUCACAUCUUUGCAUACACGCAGACGGAAGUGCAUAUUCCUUAGUGCUCUGUAAAGCCCAUGUAUACUUAAGUGCAUGUUAUUGUCGUGUUAAGCAAUGACUGGGGUGUUUCUUUGUCAUAAAACUUUGCUUCUUCACAGAAUUAAACUCUUGCUCUCAAUGUAAGGAGGUACAUACACAGCAUUUUCUUGUAUCAGCUCCCAAACUGUUGCUGCCCCAAAUUACAUGUGAUUUUGCCUAGGAUUCUGUUUGCAUCUAGACACCUGCAAGUAUUUAUUACUAACCGGAAUGUGAGCACAUUUAUCCACAGUGGUUUUCUUUGAAUUAAGGUGUUUUCCCCUUUGGUGGAGGGACAGUGGGGCCCCCUCCUCAAGGGGGCACUGGCAGGAUCUGUGUGACAUUCUGUGAAACGAGGGCCGGCACGCACACCGACCUUAGCCAAAACUCGGACGGCCCUAGGGCCGUCACCCUCUCCGCCCGCCACGUACGUGGUUGCUGUGCUUGGUGGCAGAGUGCUCAGUUCCCUCCAGCGGACUCUAGCCUGACAUCUUGGCACCUCACUGGUCUAUAUUGAAGGGGGGGAGGGUACGCAGAGCUGCCCAGCCAGGGGGUCUGUGUAUGGGGGUGGGGGGGGAAGUCCAAGAACACAGUGUGUCCCCCACAGCAAACGUUGACACUGUUGGUCAGCCAAAGAUUUUCCUAUUCUUUGCUGCUUAAACUUGUGCCUUAAUAUUGUAUAUAAUAAAGGGAUAAAAUGGCUCUUCUUUCCCUGGCGCUUGCUCUUUCCUUUCCCAAAAGACUCAUGUACUUGUUGACUUCAGUGUCAUUUCUCUGCUCGGAGGCAGCGUCACCUGCUGUUCUGCUUCCAGAGGCAUCCAGUGCCCCCCCUCGUGGGCCUCGUGCCUCCACAGACACCCGCUCUUGACUCUGAGAAGGAAAUGAGUCAUCCAGACCACUGGAGCUUGCCGUCCGCCCACUCCCAGCUCCUCCAGACAAACCAGGAAAGGGGAAAUGCAGGGAGGCUGGGCCCGGGGAGGCAGUGUGACUUUGAUCACAUCUGAGUGUCCUCCCCUGGGGAUCCUGGGUUCCGAGUCUGUCGGCGACCACGGUCACUCGGAAAAUUAACCCAAACGGCUAAGUCUGGGAUGGAGUCGGAUGCGUCUUUGCACCUCACGACGGAUCUGCCUUGUUUGGGUCUUGGGGUCACAGGAAACGCAAGGGGUCAUAUGGUGACCUGGUGCCAUCCAGGUGGGAGUCAGAGCGGCUGAGGCAGGAGAACUGAAUAAGUGCUGUGAGAGUCCCCACAAGAAGCCCCCUCCCAAGGAGAGAGUGACUCUGGGGACGCUGAUCCAGAGGACCUCUCCUCUGCUUGUCCUCUGGUCAUGCCUCUGCUGGGGAGCCUCUCUCCUCACCCACCCUGGGCCCUCGCAUGGGAGGAACUUCCUGGAAGUGAGCUCAGGGAGGGCAAGGGACACGCCUCUAGUUCCCCAGUGAUGGCUGGUAUGACUGAACGUGCAUCACCUCCUCGGUCCUCACAACAGCCUGAUUAUCCCCACUUGAAAGACGAGGAAACAGACUGAACCUUGAGCAAGUAACGUGCAGAAGAUUGCAGAGCGGGAUUUGAACCCAGGUCCGCCUGACGCAGAGUCCGUGCGCUUGCAGCAAAAGGGGGAGGGGGGUAGGUGAGGGGAGGCGGGAGGGCUCACACACAGCCCCAUCGGCUUGGGGUCUUCCCUGCCCUGCAGAGGGGUUCCCUGCAGGGCCCCCAGAUCUCUGCACACACGAGGAUAGAAACCGUGCAGCCAAGAGGAUAAACUUCGCAGCUCUGUAGCCCCCGUGUGCCUGGGAGGACAGCCUGACGACUGCACCUGAUUUGGGGCUCAGAUUAAGGACCCUUCGAAGCCCGCAUCCACCUCCGCCAUCUCCCCGCCCUGACCAAGUGCCGGCAGCUCACGCGAGGCCCCCCGAAGCUCUGGCCUUUCUCGGCCGCUUGUACGCCGCAGGAGAGACCCCUCCACCCACCAGUUCUAUGUGGCUGCCCCACGCACCAUGGUACCCUGAAGGAACGUCGCCCCUGUCCCGAGAUCCCGGGCUGGGGCCUCCACACACGGGUGGCAGGGGAACGGUGCCUUUUAGAUCGCCCAGGCUCAUCACAAUCAGGAGUUGGCCCCAAAUGAGAAAUGAAUCAGGAACCCUGAAAUUCCUUUCUUAAAAAAAGAGUCUGUAAUGAUGAAAUAAAGGGAGCUUUCUAUCAUUAAACAGUGCUGCUGUUUUGUUGUUUCUGUCACCGUUUUAUCAAGCUUAACCGCGUGUUCCCGCCCGGCAGACGUCCAAUACCGUGCCCAGGUGAGGCUGAGCUCUCUUGACCCUCCAACCUCUUCCCUUCUCUGCUCGGGAGAGGCCCGUCCUGUCUGGUGUGGAUUCUGGUCAAAGGGUGACCCCUCCCAAGGCCCUGAUGCGUAUACAGAGAAUGUAGCUUUCACAGACAACGGCGUCAAGUAAUUUGGAGAAACAUGAUGGGAAUCCUACUCCUCUGGUUGGAAAAUAAGAAUACGUGACUUUACACCAUGAUUGGCUUCACCCCUCUGGGUGAGGGAGAGAAGACCUCACGUUUAUUGAGUUGGCUUUUGAGUAUCACUUAGCCUGAACAGCCCCCAAGGUGGGUGUUCCCAUACAUCGUGACCGGAGUUUCAGACGAGGACGUGGGCUCACCAGAAGCACAGUGCGUGCUUCUUCCCUAGCAUCCGGCCCAGGCCCGCUCGUUUCUACACCCCCAUUCUUCAUAUACUGUAUUGUGUGGCCUUGGACUUUCGUGGCUUUUUAUUUUUAACGUCUGUUUACUUGUUUUUGUUUUCAAUGGCUCUAAAGAGAAUCGGUAGGCACAUGGCUAACUGAAAGAAACAUUUUGGGGGCGUCCGGGUGGCUCAGUUGGUUAAGUAUCCUAGUCUUGAUUUUGGCUCAGGUCAUGAUCCCAAGGGUUGUGGGAUCAAGACCCAUGUUGGGCUCUGCACUGACAGCAUGGAGCCUGCUUGGGAUUCUCUCUCUCUCUCUCUCUCUCUCUCUC